Molecule: messenger RNA, 692 nt
Organism: Aphanomyces astaci
Lineage: Eukaryota; Oomycota; Saprolegniomycetes; Saprolegniales; Verrucalvaceae
Exons: 1
Coding region: 36-596 (186 amino acids)
Biological process (GO): P450-containing electron transport chain
Cellular component (GO): mitochondrion
Molecular function (GO): 2 iron, 2 sulfur cluster binding
Source: RefSeq, a predicted model, not a curated record
AUAGUGGUGGCGGCCGCAGUCAGUUUGCUGAAGAUAUGUGGUCUCGGGUUGCUGCGAUCGGAGCCCGCCGCUUCGCCUCUCAUGCGCAUAAGCACGUGCCGGAGCAGUUCGUCCGCGACCAAAUCGUGUCCGUGACGCUGUUAGACUGGGAAGGCAGCCGCCAUGUCGUGCAAGGACGUGUGGGCCAGUCCCUCUUUGAAGCGUCGCGCCUGUCGGGUCUUGAUAUCAUCCAAGACGACACCCUUGGCGGCGGUGGCGCCGCGUACAGCGCCAUUCGAACGCCAGAGUUCACGGAGAACUUGUUCGGUGAAGGCCCGGCGUCGUUCUUGUCCCAUGUAGUCGUGUCCAACGAAUGGGUGGACAAGCUUCCGUUGCCCACGGACCGCGAAGUACGCAUCUUGGAAGAUGUGCCCGAGGACGACUGGACCAAGAACUCCCGCUUGGCGACUGAAAUCAUCCUGACCAAGGACUUGGAAGGCCUUGUGGUCGCCGUGCCAGAAGCCCAGCCGAUUGAAACGUUCACGUACACCAACUCGUACGAAGACGAAGGCCCGCCGCAGUACACCAUGUUCCCUCCGUCGCUUCGCGGCGAUUAGAAUGAAACACGAUUUAAGAGUCGAGUAUAUGUAUAACAAGGUGGACUGGUCCUCGACUAUCAACCUCGCCGCCCCAAUAUGCCAUUUCAUUGUCUU